Messenger RNA from Sordaria macrospora k-hell, 1098 nucleotides. NCBI's taxonomy places the organism in Eukaryota, Fungi, Ascomycota, Sordariomycetes, Sordariales, Sordariaceae. The record is from RefSeq and is a predicted model, not a curated record.
AUGGCGCCCCGGCUGCCCGCGCGCUGCUGGAGGCAGCUCUCCCUCGUCGAGAGGUCAGCCACCCACACCACCACCGCCAACCCUCUCCUCCUCGCCGGCCGGACCACACCCACAACCGCCUCCUCGCCAUCGACCUUCUUUCCCUCCCUCCUUCCUCAGAUCACAAAGCGCGGCGUCAAGUACGGCUGGAGCACGCUCCCGAAGCGCAGCAGGCCCACACGAUUCAACCAGGUCACCCAAGGUCUUCCGGCGCCCACCUCCGGCCCGGCUGCCGCUCUCAAGCGCCGCGAGAAGACCACACCCCUCCGCACCGGCGUGCUCGCCGUCAAGAAGGGCAUGACCGUCUUCAUGGGCAAAACCGGCGCCCGCAUCCCCUGCACCGUCCUGCAGCUCGACCGGGUCCAGAUCGUCGCCAACAAGACGCGCGCCAAGAACGGCUACUGGGCCGUCCAGCUCGGCUACUACGAGGCCAAGGGCAUCCCGCCCAAGCAGACGCUUGCCGAGUUCAAGGUGCGCAACCAGGACGGUCUGCUGCCCGUCGGUGUUCAGCUGUUUCCGGACUGGUUCCACGUCGGCCAGCGGGUGGACGUCAGGGGCAUCACGCGCGGUAUGGGAUUCGCCGGUGGUAUGAAGAAGCACGGCUUCUCCGGUCAGGAGGCGUCGCACGGUAACUCCAAGAACCACCGCACCAUCGGUUCCGUCGGUGGUUCGCAGGGCUCCGGUUCGCGUGUGUUGCCCGGCAAGAAGAUGCCCGGUCGCAUGGGCGCCCAGCAGCACACGGUCCAGAACCUGCCCGUGCUGAUGGUCGACAACGAGCUCGGCAUCGUGGUGGUCAAGGGCGCGGUCGCGGGCCACAAGGGUGCGGUUGUCAAGGUCCAGGAUGCCGUCAAGAAGGCACCCCCUCCCGAGGAGUUUGUCGAGGCUACCAAGCAGCUCAUCAACGAGCGGUUCCCCGAUGCGGAGGAGAAGUUGCAGGCGGCGAGGAAGUUGCACAUGGAGCUCAAGGAGGCGAGGAGACAGGGCCUGAUAGAUUCGCUCAUCAAGAAUGGGUUGACUGAGAAGGCGGAUGGCAAGGUCGCGGUUGAGGCUUCGGCUUGA